Echinops telfairi (small Madagascar hedgehog) is the source of this 4118-nucleotide messenger RNA. RefSeq names its product leucine rich repeat and sterile alpha motif containing 1 (gene LRSAM1). The record is from RefSeq and is a predicted model, not a curated record. Bases 754 to 2559 code for a protein of 601 amino acids. NCBI's taxonomy places the organism in Eukaryota, Metazoa, Chordata, Mammalia, Afrosoricida, Tenrecidae. The transcript has 21 exons. Gene Ontology annotation, molecular function: protein binding.
CGAACUUGGGCGGCAUGGCGGAGGCGGCUGGUGUCGGAUGAACCCAGAUGCGGGACGACCGAAGCGAGUUGCACCGAACCCUCCUCCGAGCCGAAAGACCGGAAGUGGCCCUGAUCACGUCGGAUAUAGCUUCGAACGCCCAGCUAUCGCGAGAUCGGCAGUCUCCGCCCAGCCGGCCAACGACGCCCUUGCAGCUGGGUUGCUUGUGGGCAAACACCACAGGGGCACGGCCGGAGGGCCGGGCACCGCGGGGAGCCGUGGCUAGGCGAUCCCAGGGGAUCUCGAGACUGUUCGUUCCGGCGACGACAGGCACAAGAGCGCUGCUCCUGGGAUCGCUAGCCCUGCUAUCACCCCGGGGUCCCUGUCCCCGUCCUAGGGCACCGCCUCUCCCCUGAAAGAUCCGCACCCCCUCGGGGACCCUUGACAACCCCCGGAGUGCUCUGCUUCUCUCCUGGUGGUGUCUAUGCAUCUUGGUUGCCGAAAGAAUUUUAAGCAGAUCUAAAUCCGCUCCAGUUCUUAAGUUCUGGGAUUCCGCGCUUCACAGCCUCUCAGACGUAGUCAUCCCGGUUGGCAGGACUUUAGCUCCUGCGUUUUUGGAAGAGACCCGACUCCGGCCCCGGUUGGCGACUUGGCAUCCAUGACCAGCCCCACCGAGUGACCUAUCCGCCUUGGAGCCCACCCGGGGGCCCGAACUUCGGGGCUGUCCAUCUGCAAAACCAGUGUCCUGAAGAUCACUUCUGGGCAAAGCGAAGGAUGCCGCUCUUCUUCCGGAAGCGGAAACCCAGCGAUGAGGCUCGGAAACGCUUGGAGUACCAGAUGUGUCUGGCAAAAGAAGCUGGGGCAGACGACAUUCUUGACAUCUCCAAAUGUGAGCUCUCCGAGAUUCCGUUUGGGGCUUUUGCGACAUGCAAAGUGCUGCAGAAGAAGGUGCUGAUUGUCCACACGAAUCACCUCACCUCCCUGCUUCCCAAAUCCUGCAGCCUCUUGAGUCUUGCAUCCAUCAAGGUUCUGGACCUGCACGAUAACCAGCUGACAGCUCUUCCGGAUGACAUAGGACAGCUGACGGCUCUCCAGGUCUUGAAUGUGGAAAGGAAUCAACUGACGUACCUCCCAUGUUCCAUUGGCAACCUGGCCCAGCUGCAGACCCUCAGGGUGAAAGACAACAAGCUGAAGGAGCUUCCGGACACCUUGGGGGAACUUCGGAGCCUGCGUACACUGGACAUCAGUGAGAACGAGGUCCAGAGAUUGCCGCAGAUGCUGGCCCACGUGCGGACCCUGGAGACGCUGAGCCUCGACGCCUCAUCCAUGGUCUACCCACCGCGGGAGGUGUGCAGUGCCGGCACUGAGGCAAUCCAGCAGUUCCUCUGCAGAGGCCUGGCGGUGACGGCCGGGGUCUUUACUGGGUUUCUCCACAGACAAAAGAAGAGCUCGGAGAUUUUGAAGUCCCUGGAAAACGAGAGAAUAAGGAUGGAGCAGUUGAUGUCUAUUACCCAGGAAGAGACUGAGAACCUGCGGCGACGGGAGAUUGCCUCCGCCAUGCAGCAGAUGCUGACCGAGAGCUGCAAGAACCGGCUCGUCCAGGUGGCCUACGAGUCCCAGCGACAGACCUUGGUCCAGCAGGCCUGUUCCAGCAUGGCUGAGAUGGAUGAGAGGUUCCAGCAAAUUCUGUCAUGGCAACAGAUGGAUCAGAAUAAAGCGGUCAGCCAGAUCCUGCAGGAGAGCGCCAUGCAGAAGGCUGCCUUUGAGGCCCUCCAGGUGAAGAAAGACAUGAUGCACCGGCAGAUCAGGAACCAGAUUAAGUUAAUAGAAACUGAGUUAUUGCAGCUGACACAGCUGGAGUUAAAGAGGAAAUCCCUGGACACAGAGGCACUACAGGAGAUGAUCGCGGAGCAGCGCUGGGUCCUCAGCUCCCUGCUCCAGCAGCUGCUCAAGGAGAAGCAGCAGCGCGAGGCCGAGCUCCAGGAGAUCCUGACGGAGUUGGAAGCCAGAAGCGAAACCAAGCAGGAAAAUUACUGGCUGAUUCAGUAUCAACGGCUCUUGAACCAGAAACCCUUGUCCUUGAAGCUGCAAGAAGAAGGCAUGGAGCGCCAGCUGGUGGCCCUCCUGGUGGAGCUGUCCGCCGAGCACUACCUCCCCCUGUUUGCACACCAUCGCAUCUCCCUGCACAUGCUGAGCCGGAUGAGCCCCCGAGACCUGGCCAAGGUGGGCAUCUCAGAAGUUGGCCUGCAACACGAGAUCCUACGGAGAGUCCAGGAGCUGCUGGACGCGGCCAGGAUCCAGCCAGAUCUGCUGAAACCACCCAAGGACGAGGUCCUCCAGGCCCCAGAGUGCCCCAGCGCCCCCCCGGAGCCUCCUGAGUCGGCCAGGCCAUCGGCCCCUCCCGCAGAGCUGGAGGCUCAGACCUCGGAGUGUGUCGUGUGCCUGGAACGUGAGGCCCAGAUGAUCUUCCUCAACUGCGGCCACGUAUGCUGCUGCCAGCAGUGCUGCCAGUCCCUGCGCAUCUGCCCGCUGUGCCGCCAGGAGAUCAUCCAGCGCCUGCGCAUCUACCACAGCGGCUGAGCACUGGCUCCAGCCAGGCCGCGCCCCACGGCCUCAGGAGCCCCCCUUCAUCUCCUAGCAUGACGGGGUGCGGGGAAGGGGGCUGUUCCUGGUCUGAAUCCUGUGGACAGAGAACAGGGCUGGCGGACGGUGUCAGAGCCCCUUGCAGCUGGGGACUGGGCACAGAUGGCAGGGUGGGGCAACGGGGCCACUCAAGCACAGGCAUGAGUGCCUGGCCAAGGUAGGGCUACCAGAGGGCACUGUGUCCGGAGUCUCGGGCUCAGGGGGCACUGGCCCAACCAGCGUGCACGCAGCCAUCGGCUGCAGGCUGUGCUGGGAUUGGCUGGUCGGAGCGUGUUGAAGGCUGGGCUGUGUCCCAAGCAGUCACCCACCUCCCCCAACCCCUUCCCUCUCCUCUGCCACCCAGUGUGCUGCCCACCCCCACCCCGCAGAUCUGCACCACCUCACACCCCACGUAGUUCGGGGGCAAACCUAAAGCAGGAAAGUCUGUAAAAUCAAUAAAUCGAUCUCCGGAGUAUUCCUUCUAAAUGGUCCCAGCCCUCGGGGGCCCAAGUGUGCCCCCCCCCCCCCAGUCACGAGGAAACGGGGAAGCAGCACCUGCACAGAACAUGGGGUUGUCCAGAAGUCCCUUCUGUACAGGUGGGGGGCAGGGCCUGGGUUUGCGGCCACGCCCAGGCAGUAGAGCAAGCUCCUUUGACAGGCGGGUGGAGCCGUGCUCUGGAGUGGCGUCUAGGACAGGUCAUGUCAGGUGGCCCCAGGCAAAGGGCACCUUCCCUUUGGGCCCUGCCCUGGGCUGACUCCCCAUCUCGCAGUAUGGGGCUGGGUGGGGCCCUAACUAAGGCUGAUGACCACCACAGCGUCCUGAGUGCUCAGCCCAGGCCCGGUGCUCACAAGAGCAGGCUGGGUAUCGAGGGGGUGGGGUGCAGAAAGAGCAAGUCCGGGCCUGUUUCCCUAUCUCAAUGGAAGCCAUGGGUCCCGCCGACCCCCCCCCCCCCAGCUAAAGGAAAUGCCUCUGUGGGUGGAGUCCUGUUCUAGUGAUUGGGUCUCACGCCAUGGAGGGCGGCUCAUCUCUGAUGGGCAUAACCUCAACCUGGUUCUUCCUGGGCCUCAGUUUACCCACUGACAAAUAGUGAUGAGAUCGUUCCCCACUCCCGGAGCCACCGGGAGGCUCCUGGCCUCAGGAAGUGCUCCCUCAGCCAGCUGUGUAGCCCAGAGCCUCAGGCUGUGCAGCACGCGCACACGUGGGCAGCAGUAAGGAAGGGCCCUGGGGGCCGUGCCCAGGCUCAUCCGGGCUCCACCUGGCGAGAGCCACUCCUGCAGUUGCGACGCCGCCUGAGCUUCCUGCUCCAGAGCCUUGCACAAGCCGCUCCUCUGGGAGGCCUAGGUCUUCCCUGUAAAAUGGGAUCAUGAACACUUGGCCCUGGACUUACAGGCCCCUAGAAGGCUGCGGAGGGGGCUCCUGGCCGAUGGCUCCUGCCAGCCCUCACUGAGCGCUCCCAACGCCCACCCGUAGCACACACAAGGCCCUGGCUUUUAAAUAAAGCAUUUAUUGAUUAGUA